Rhinopithecus roxellana (golden snub-nosed monkey) is the source of this 908-nucleotide messenger RNA. RefSeq names its product fibroblast growth factor 21 (gene FGF21). Gene Ontology annotation, molecular function: growth factor activity; fibroblast growth factor receptor binding. The coding region runs from base 166 to 795 and encodes 209 amino acids. The record is from RefSeq and is a predicted model, not a curated record. Gene Ontology annotation, cellular component: extracellular region; cytoplasm. Lineage: Eukaryota; Metazoa; Chordata; Mammalia; Primates; Cercopithecidae. The transcript has 3 exons. Gene Ontology annotation, biological process: positive regulation of gene expression; fibroblast growth factor receptor signaling pathway; positive regulation of protein phosphorylation.
CUCUGCCUGCUGAGGAUCCAGCUGAAAGAGGACCCAGGCACUCAGGCCACCUGAGCAGCGAUCUGUGAAUCUGCUCACCUGGACAGCCGGAAUCUGGCACCAAUUCUAAACCACUAGCUUCUCCAAGCUCACACCCCGGAGAUCACCUGAGGACCUGAGCCAUUGAUGGACUCAGACGAGACCGGGUUCGAGCACUCAGGACUGUGGGUUCCUGUGCUGGCUGGUCUUCUGCUGGGAGCCUGCCAGGCACACCCCAUCCCUGACUCCAGUCCUCUCCUGCAAUUCGGGGGCCAAGUCCGGCAACGGUACCUCUACACAGAUGAUGCCCAGCAGACAGAAGCCCACCUGGAGAUCAGGGAGGAUGGGACGGUGGGGGGCGCUGCUCACCAGAGCCCCGAAAGUCUCCUGCAGCUGAAAGCCUUGAAGCCAGGAGUUAUUCAAAUCUUGGGAGUCAAGACCUCCAGGUUCCUGUGCCAGAAGCCCGAUGGGGCCCUGUAUGGAUCGCUCCACUUUGACCCUGAGGCCUGCAGCUUCCGGGAGCUGCUUCUUGAGAACGGAUACAAUGUUUACCAGUCCGAGGCCCACGGCCUCCCACUGCACCUGCCGGGAAACAAGUCCCCACACCGGGACCCUGCCUCCGGAGGACCAGCUCGCUUCCUGCCACUACCAGGCCUGCCCCCCGCACCCCCAGAGCCGCCAGGAAUCCUUGCCCCCCAGCCCCCCGAUGUGGGCUCCUCGGAUCCUCUGAGCAUGGUGGGACCAUCCCAGGGCCGCAGCCCCAGCUACGCUUCCUGAAGCCAGAGGCUGUUUACUAUGACUUCUCCUCUUUAUUUAUUAGGUUAUUUAUCUUAUUUAUUUUUUUAUUUUUCUUACUUGAGAUAAUAAAGAGUUUGAGAGGAGGAUGAGAA